This is a messenger RNA of Nylanderia fulva, 1725 nucleotides long. Its product is annotated as endoribonuclease LACTB2. The record is from RefSeq and is a predicted model, not a curated record. NCBI's taxonomy places the organism in Eukaryota, Metazoa, Arthropoda, Insecta, Hymenoptera, Formicidae.
AAACAUCGCUGAAUAAACAUCUGUGUCACGAUUCGAGGAAAUAGAUGUAACAUGCUCCAUCAUCCACUGCCUAAAGAUAAAUCUAUGACGCUGACAGGCAUAUAUCUAUUACGUGACACGCGUAAAUGUGUAAAUCAAAUUCCAAAGUCUUAUCUCCGCUUCUCAUCAUUUGGCUUCUCAUUCUGACUGAUGUCUCGCGAGUGAACGAAACGAGCGGAGGAAUCAUGACAACUUUGACGAAUUUGCCGCCUAUAGCGAGGCUCUCCAGCAAAGUGAUUCGGAUCCUGGGAUGCAACCCGGGGCCGAUGACAUUACAGGGCACCAAUACUUAUCUCGUGGGGACAGGGCGCAGACGUGUACUAGUCGAUUCUGGAGAAAAGAAAACAGCUGACGCCUACGUAAAGCUUUUAAAUAACGUUCUGAAAGAGGAAAACGCGACCGUCGAGCACUUGGUGGUCACCCAUUGGCAUCACGAUCACAUUGGAGGUGUGGAAUCUGUGCGGAACUUGUUGAAGAGUCUGUUUCCCUUGGACAAGCAACCCACUGUGUGGAAACUGCCACGAUCAGCAAACGAUGAUGACAGCUCGAACGAUGAGAAGGCUAUCCAGUGGAAGCCUCUGAAGGACGAGCAAGUGGUGGAAGUCGAAGGGGCGAAGCUCCAGGUGAAAUACACCCCAGGACAUACUAGCGAUCAUAUUUGUCUACUGUUGCAAGAUGAAAAUAUCCUAUUUAGCGGCGAUUGCAUCCUCGGAGAAGGCACAUCGGUCUUUGAGGACCUUCACGAUUACCUGUUGUCCUUGGAUAAGAUCCUGGAGAUGCAGCCCAAGAUAAUUUAUCCAGGCCACGGACCGGUUCUGAAUGAUCCAUUGCCGCGUAUAGAGUAUUACAUCACUCAUAGGAUACAGAGAGAAAAGGAGAUUCUGCGAAUACUGGAAGAACAGGAAGAUAAACCAAUAACUGGGAUAGAAAUUGUUAAAUUGAUGUACAAGGAUAUGCCAGACAAGUGGCUUAUUGCAGCAUAUACUGUGGAACAGCAUCUUCGCAAACUACAAAAAGAGGGAAAAGUUUUACAAGAGCAAGAAGGUGGCUGGUGGAGAGUUAAAGGCAAAUUAUGAACAUAUUGUUUAUAGAGUAGCUAGAAAAUUAAAAUUAAAAAUACAAAGCAAGUUGCGAAACAAAGGACAUAUUAAAGUAUAGAUUAUAGCAAUUGUAAACCUGUAAGAGGUCAUAAUUAUUAUAUUUUAUAAAUAUAUAUAAAUUUUAUUAAAAUAUAUAUAAUUUUAUAAGAGAAAUUCUGACCGUGAAAGCUUCUAAUGUGAAUCAUUGAAAAGAUAAAAAAAAAACAAAAAAAUAGAAAAUAGUUACGCGAUUAAUUGUAAACGAGAUAUAUUGUGAAACAUUUAUUCAACUCACAGAAGUAAAUAAUGAUACAUCGUUAAGAAUUUCUCUCUGUCCAAGUUAGGCUCAUAGCUAUUAUCAUUAAUGUGCGCACAGCGAAUAGAGUACACGUUUACGACAAUUUCACAAGGUAUAUAUCGCAAGCGGUACACAAGUUACCUUUUCUUUUUAGGCGAACCAUUAGUCAUCGCGUGCGACUACAUAUACAUUACAACGGUCAAUAUAAAAUAUAUAUAAUAUAUAUAUAUAUAUAUAUAUAUAUGUAUAUAUGCGUGUAUAUACUUGGCUAUAAUGUUGUUGUCGCGACACAAUAAAUGUUUCGUUAUA